GGGCAGAGUCCGGCGGAUGGGGCGUGAGGGACCGGGAGGUGGGUCCCCGGCUUCGCGGAGUGGAUGGCGGGGGGCGCGAGCGCAGCCGAGAAGCGCAGCUGGGACCAGCAGUGGGGCGUCGACCCCUCCCAUCUGUCACAGACACUCGCCGUCCCGUUCCAUCCGAGCCCACUCGGAACGUUCGCCGACUGCGGGCCCCGGGGGAGCCGGACCCUGAUGCCAUGGGAGGCUCUGCGGGCUCGCUGCGACGCCUUUCCGAUUCCGAGGGAGAGUUGAUCUCCCAGGAAUCUGAGGAACCGCGGCCCCCUCAGGACCGGCGGGGCGCCCAUUGGAAGAACGUGGUUGGCUUCUGGAUCUUGGGCCUUUGCAACAACUUCUCUUAUGUGGUGAUGCUCAGCGCUGCUCAUGACAUCCUCAGCCACCAGAAGGAGUCUGGAAACCAAAGCCAUGUAGGCCCAGGCCCCCACAAUAAAUCAUCUCGCUUUGACUGCAACCCUGUCUCCACAGCUGCGGUGCUCCUGGCAGACAUCCUCCCCACACUCGUCAUCAAAUUGCUGGCUCCCUUCGGCCUUCAUCUGCUGCCCUACAGCCCCCGGGUUCUCUGCAGUGGGUUUUGUGCGGCUGGAAGCUUCAUCCUGAUCGCGUUUUCCCGCUCGGUGCCGGUCAGCCUGUGUGGUGUGGUCUUGGCUAGCAUCUCAUCAGGCCUGGGGGAGGUCACCUUCCUCGCACUCACCGCCUUCUACCCGAGGGCUGUGAUCUCCUGGUGGUCCUCAGGUACCGGGGGAGCAGGGCUACUGGGGGCAUUGUCCUACCUGGGCCUCACCCAGGCUGGCCUCUCCCCCCAGCACACCCUGCUGUCCAUGCUGGGCAUCCCCGUCUUGCUGCUGGCCAGCUAUUUCUUUUUGCUCACAUCGCCCGAGCCCCAGGACCCUGGAGGGGAAGAAGAGGCAGAGAGGGCGGCUCGGCAGCCCCUGAUAAGCGGCGAAGACCCCGAGGCCCCGGAGCGGAAGCCAGACUCCAGCUCAGGCCUCUCCCUUCAUGAGAAGUGGACUGUGUUCAAGGGCCUGCAGUAUUACAUCCUCCCGCUGAUCCUGGUUUACUUUGCCGAGUACUUCAUCAACCAGGGGCUUUUUGAACUCCUCUUCUUCCGGAACACAUCCCUGAAUCACGCUCAGCAGUACCGCUGGUACCAGAUGCUGUACCAAGCCGGCGUCUUUGCCUCCCGCUCCUCUCUUCGCUGCUUUCACAUCCGCUUCACAUGGACCCUGGCCCUGCUGCAGUGUCUCCAGGAACUGGGGCCACUGGCGGGAUGGCAGCCUCCCUUCUCCUGCCGCGAGUCCAGGCUCAGCCCUGCCCCCCACCUGCACCCACAGUGCUUCAACCUGGUCUUCCUGCUGCUGCACGUGUGGCUGAACUUCCUGCCCAGCAUCUACCUCGUCUUCCUGAUCAUUCUGUACGAGGGGCUCCUGGGGGGUGCCGCCUACGUGAACACCUUCCACAACGUCGCCCUGGAGACCAGUGACGAGCACCGGGAGUUUGCCAUGACAACCACCUGUAUUUCGGACACCUUGGGGAUCUCCCUGUCAGGGCUCACGGCCCUGCCCCUGCACGACCUCCUCUGCCACCUCCCCUGACACUGGGCUUCUGGGGACCUGACAGAUGGGCAGGCCGACCCCGGGCCCACAGCCCAGGGCCCAGCCAUGAGCUCUGCCCCUGGACUUCCCUGCACAGCGGGGUUUUAGAGAAGCUGGGUUCCGUCCCCCCUGGUCAAGGGGCGGCCACUUUCUCCCCCUCCACGCUGAUCUCUGGGACUUUCUUGGAAUUAUGCCCUCGGAAUAAAUGCCUAUAUUUAUCCAUUGA
Messenger RNA from Pipistrellus kuhlii (Kuhl's pipistrelle), 1860 nucleotides. RefSeq names its product CLN3 lysosomal/endosomal transmembrane protein, battenin (gene CLN3). The record is from RefSeq and is a predicted model, not a curated record. Gene Ontology annotation, cellular component: membrane; lysosome. The transcript has 15 exons. Gene Ontology annotation, biological process: lysosomal lumen acidification; lysosome organization. Bases 222 to 1634 code for a protein of 470 amino acids. NCBI's taxonomy places the organism in Eukaryota, Metazoa, Chordata, Mammalia, Chiroptera, Vespertilionidae.